AUGGUGGACAGUUCCUUUAACGAGGUUGUCUCCUACAGCCAUCAAGAUGAAAGGCCAUCCACUCCUGUGCCAAGUGUGAUGUCCAUGGCAAGUGAUGAAUCCAUGAAAUUCCCUAUUAAUUUUGCUGAGGAUGGUCAAAUCACAAGUGUCUCCAUGGAUGAAUCCAAGGGUGUUCUCUGCUCAGGCUGCCCACAGAAGGCCUUCAAGUCCUGCAUCACCUGCAUGGCCUCAUUCUGCAAAGACCAUGUGAAGAUGCACUACUCAGCUCCAGCACUGCAGAAACACCAGCUGGUGGAGCCCAUGGAGGAUCUGGGCCAGAUGCUGUGUCAGGAGCACAACAGACAACAUUCUUUCCCAAGAGAACAACUGGCUGUAGAAGAACAUCUUAUUAAAAAGGGUCCCCCAGACAGUUACCGGCUUCCAACAGAGAAGAUCAACAUUAGUGGAGAUGAAGAUGUCAGAAGACUGACUUUUGGGAAAAGAGACUUGAGUAAACCUCUCCACACCAUUCUUGUAGUUGGAGAAACAGGGACAGGGAAGACAACGUUAAUCAACACUAUGGUCAACUACAUGUUAGGGGUACAGUCUAGGGAUGAAGUCUGGUUUCAGAUCACGGAGGAAGAGAAUCCAAAGUGCCAGGGAGAAUCACAAACCACAAAGAUCACAGUUUAUGACGUGUUUGUGGAGACCAGUUCUUUGUCUCUCCGGAUUAUUGACACACCAGGUUAUGGGUCUACUGAUGGUACAGACCAGAUUGUUGCAGAAAAAUUGUUAGUUUUGUUCAGAUCUGAAGAUGGCGUCCAUGGCAUCAAUGCCAUCAGUCUUGUUGUAAAAUCAGAUCAAAAUCACCUCACAGUUUUUCAGCAUUACAUCUUUGAUGCCAUUCUCUCCCUGUUUGGUAAAGAUAUAGAGAAGAACAUAGUAGUGUUCAUCACUCAUUCAGAUGGCAUGUCUGUUUGUAAUGCCAUUGCUGCCAUCAAUGCAUUCAAGAUUUCUAUUGAAGGAGGGAAAUUGAAACCACAUCAUUUCAUGUUCAACAAUGUACAGUCAGGAGGUUAUGGGGAGGGAAACGAUGUUCCUUACCAGAGGGCAUGGGACCUGGGAUAUCGAAGCAUGGAAAGGCUUUUGGAAUUUUUGCAUGAUAGUCGUGUUCAACAGCUGAAGAUGUCCGAAGAUGUACUGGAUGAGCGCAAAAAGCUAGAGGCCCGUAUCCACAACUUACAAGACGCUAUUAAGAUGAAGGACCUGAAACAAGCCGAACUUAAACAGACUCUAACAGUCCUGGAGGAAAAUAAGCAGAGGUUAGGCCUCAAACGGUACACUGGCAGGUCUGGCAAUUUCCGCAUCACAAUAUAUGGGGAAUCACUGAAGUCAAACAGCUUUGCAUCAAGAACUUCGCCAGACGGGGGUCUCGCUGCUGAGGUAACUGUAUCAGUGGGGUACACAUUUGCAAUGAUUGCUCCAGCUGGCAUAGUGGCUUCCUUCAGAGUCUCAUUUCUCACGUUCACUUAUGAGAUUAAUGAACCCUUCAAAGAGAAGAUCCCAAUCCAGUCAUCUUGGUGGAGCCUAAAUAAAGAAGCAACAUGCUGCACCAUCUGUGAGGAGAACUGCCACUAUCCAGGCUGCUGGUGGGUGAAAGACCUCUCUUGGUGCAGUGUCAUGAAGGAUGGCAGGUGCACUGUGUGCACAGGAAAGUGCCCUGUCUCUAAUCAUGUGAAGGAGAAGUCCUUCUACAAGCCCAGCACCCGAGAGGUCGAGGAGAACACUGUGGAUUUGAAAGCUCUGGAAAAAGACAUUGAGGAGUCAGAAGUUAAACAGAAGGAAUUGUUAGAGGAGGCCUACAGGUGUAUUUUGAAACUGGAAGAGAUUGCACUAAAUAGAGAUUCAGUGUCCACUCUCGUCCACGUACAAUUCCUGGUUGAAAAAAUGAAAGAGAUGGGAGAUGAAGACAAAGCCAAGAAACUAGAAGAUAUACAAAAGAGAAAUAAGAACCUAUUUCGAAGCCCUCUGCUAGGCAUUCUUUCAGCACAGCGAAAACGCCAACACUACCCAACAGCCCAACAGCCCAGUGUUUCCCAAACAUAG
Engraulis encrasicolus (European anchovy) is the source of this 2085-nucleotide messenger RNA. RefSeq lists its product as uncharacterized. Bases 1 to 2085 code for a protein of 694 amino acids. Gene Ontology annotation, molecular function: GTP binding. The record is from RefSeq and is a predicted model, not a curated record. NCBI's taxonomy places the organism in Eukaryota, Metazoa, Chordata, Actinopteri, Clupeiformes, Engraulidae. The transcript has 6 exons.